Messenger RNA from Armigeres subalbatus, 2500 nucleotides. RefSeq names its product toll-like receptor 13. Gene Ontology annotation, cellular component: plasma membrane. Gene Ontology annotation, biological process: immune response; inflammatory response; toll-like receptor signaling pathway. NCBI's taxonomy places the organism in Eukaryota, Metazoa, Arthropoda, Insecta, Diptera, Culicidae. Bases 35 to 2326 code for a protein of 763 amino acids. The transcript is spliced from 5 exons. Gene Ontology annotation, molecular function: transmembrane signaling receptor activity; protein binding. The record is from RefSeq and is a predicted model, not a curated record.
GUUGAGAAGACAUGUAUCUUCCAAGUUCUUUCGGAUGGAAGUUCAAACGCCAUUGACAGGGCUCUGUCUAGUGUUGAUACUUAUCGGAAGUGCGACGACGCAAAACGUGUGCGACGAUGAAGCCGGAGAUUCGGUUGUCGGCGUGUGUGAUGAUACUGUUCAGAUGAUAGGCAAUGGAUACAUCAAUUUCCUGCCGAAAGAACCGGGUGACAAUUACAACAUCCGGUUGAACAAUUUCCGAUACACAACGGCAGCGCCCGAGCAAUGUAUGCUGGGCGUCGCCUACAACUAUAUGCCGUGGAUGUUCCCGAACGGAACGCUCACGAUCAGGAACCAAUCAACGGCCCUUGAUUUGUCCAACCUCAACCUGUCCUACGAUGGCAUGUGGUCCCUUGUGAGCGGUUUGAGUUCGGUGUCAAUAUUGAGUGUUAGUAUUCAGAAUAUAUCUUUUCUCUCAAUGGCGAACAAUCGAAUGCGUUUGCUUCCCCGAAACAGCUUAUUGGAAUUUUCCAACGUGCAAUAUUUAUCUCUGAUGAACAACCCUUUCCGAGAUUUUUCUCCCGAUUUAGAGAUCCGUCCAAAGAUGCCGCCCCUGAAGUCGCUAAUAGCCCUCGAUAUGCGGUACUGUCGGUUGCAAUCAUUUCCACCUGACUUCUUCCACGAGCUAUCUUCGCUCCAGUAUCUGUUUCUGGCUCACAACUACAUUAGUAAAUUGCCGGCUCCCUUAUUCUACUCGCUUGGAAAACUGGUUCACCUGGAUAUGUCCUACAUGGACAGUAAUUCGCAUCGCGACGAAGAAGAGCGAGUGGACAACCCUUUCAUGCGACUUAUUGAGGGCAUGGACUUGGAUCCGAACAUUUUUGAACCACUGAAAAAUUUGAAGUUCUUGGAUUUAUCACAUACCAAAAUGGACCUUAGAGCGUUUAUGUCAAUGAGUUCAUUGGGAAAAAAUCUGGAGUAUGUGAGUUAUUGCUACACCGAGCUUCCAGCGCUAAUGGACUAUCUAUUUCUGAUGGAGAGCAUUAAGAUGAUGGAUUUGUCCGGUAACGUAGGAUGUGCGAGACUUCUGAAUCCUAGCAGUUUUCAACUGCUAAGAAAUACUCUGGAAGUUUUGUUCUUUCGGAACGCGAGCAUUCAACAGUUGGACUGGAUAACCGGACUGAACAAGCUACGAGUGUUAAACCUGCAAGGAAAUUUCAUUACGUCUUUGGAAGGGGCGCGGUUUCGAGAUUUAGUUAGUUUAGAAGCGUUCGACGUUAGUAACAAUUUCGUUCAACAUUGGGUAAAUCGAGUGUUUCAGCAUAAUAACAAUUUAGAAGUGCUUAACGUAAGGAACAAUAACUUGUUGCUCAUUUCCAGCAAUAUGCUAAGGGAUUUCGAAAAAAUACAUUUUUUGGCAGUGGGUGCCAACCAGUUACAGUGUUCGUGCAAUUUUGUGUUCUUGUUGCAUAUGGUUUUUGGAAAUGUGUCUAAUGAAAAAGAAAACUGUAGCAAACCAUUCCAUAAGGGCAAUAAGAGACCAAAUUAUGCCGUUGGACAUGUGCAUUUGUACGACUACAAUGAAGAAGACUACCUUUGCAUGAACUACACCAAUAAGAAGAAGGUGAACACGAUAAACCUUACAGUAUGUGCACAUGAAGAUGAAGGAAUUUAUUCAAAUGUGGUACUUCCGGAGACGAUAGAAGAGUUAAUUGAAGAUUAUAUCGCAAUAUACAUAAUAUCGUGUGUGGUUGCUGUUAUAAUACUGGGAUUAGCUUUACUGAUAUAUUGGUACUGGUUCUACGUCAAAUACUUUUUUGUUUUGGUGAAAAAUUCGGCGAUUUUGAGUUUCUUCGAUGAUGAAAAAGUGUAUCUUGAUAAAAGUUUUUUGGAUGAAGAGUCAGCCUAUCAGUAUGACGUAUUUGUAAGCUACAGCGAUAACGACAGAGCUUGGGUACUGGACGAAAUGUUGCCAACCUUGGAGCGAGAGGAUCAAAUCGCUGUGUGCCUUCAUGAAAGAGAUUUCGAGGUUGGUUAUGGUAUAUUGGAGAACAUAAUCUCCUGCAUGGAUCGCUCCCGCUGUUUGAUGCUCAUUGUAUCGGAGUCGUUCCUUCUCAGCCGAUGGUGUCAAUUCGAAAUGCACCUGGCUCAGCAUAGAUUACUGGAGACGCGUCGCGACGAGCUGAUUUUGGUUCUGCUCGAGGACAUCCCCAGGCGCAAGUGCCCGAAAACGCUCCGGUAUCUGAUGAAGACGAAAACCUACAUCAAGUGGCCGCGGCAGCAAACGAACGAUCGAGAGCUCUUCUGGAAGCGUUUGCGCGGUGCGCUCAUGUCGACUAAACGGUGACCGACAAGCGACGACCGGUUGCUAAUCGUAAGCUUUCUGUUCAUCGAAUGACGUUCAGAGAGAUGGCUCGAAGGUAGUCUAACCUAAGGAGCAGAGUAUUUCGUUUAAGUUUAGUGAUAUAAAUUGUGUGAAGUAUAAAUAAAAGCAUUGUGAUUCGUUAUCUUGUAAGUAACA